GAAUCUCUUUGGAUUUUCUACAGAUUUCGAGACGGAGUUUCUAUCUCGCACAGAGGUUUAUGCUAAAAUUCGCCCCUUUGUAAAACAUUGCCAGUUUUGGGGAGUUUUCGUUCUUUCUAAUGUGGCAUGCUUCUUUGUUGCUUCUGUUACAUUAUCCUAACUUGCUUUGUGCAUCAUGGCGGAUCUAUGGUGUCUCUUAUUAAUUUACUUGGUCUGAAACUCUCCAUUGUCAUCAACAGCAUUUCUCUGAAUUUCAGCCACAUCUGAUCCACGCCUCCUACAUGUAGUUUAGAGUUAAAAUAGAUAUCUAGCCUGUUUUGUGGAAGGGUAUUCAAUGGAAAAAUAUCUAAGUCGUCAUGGAGCAACUGUAUUGUCACUAAAACAAAGCAAAAUAAUAAAAUAUAAUCGAAGAAACUACAAACGUGCAAACUAAGCUACUAGUACGACUGUACGAGGGUGCGCAGCGAAAUUAGGUUAACUUCCGAUGUUUGUAGUCGACGACAGUGGCUCUACAAACAACUUCCAGGGAAACAUUCACUUUGACGUUCCCUCCAGUCCACUAUCGUUCUGAUGACGGCGUGUAUGAAUGCCGCAGGUUGAAAUGCUUUACUGUUUUGAAGUUUCGCCUCGUUCCGUUCCGUCAAGUGUGAAACGAUGUUAAAAUACUACGUUCGUAUGCCUCUGUAUUCACUGUCGCUUGUACUGUGAUUUUCUGAUUGAAGUAUGAAUAAAAAUAAGUUAUAUUUUUGUUAUAAAGCAAAUAGAUCUAUUUUCCAAACAUUUUACUGACUAGACUUCGAUCACAAAAAAAAUGUAAUACUAUAUCACUGAUUAAUAUGUAUGUUGUGUGGUAAUCUUUGAUGUGCCGCCAGCAGUUCGAAUGUUUGAAUUUAGUUUGUUUUGGCAAUCGCUGUUGUUUUUCCGAAAGAAUAGUGUUUUGAUUGGGUUUUGUCGUGCGAGUGAGGUUGACAGCCUAGAUUUGUCUGUCGUGUUUUGCGUCCUGCCAUGGAUACGCCAAUACAGUCGCGUGGUAGAAACCGUCUGAUUCCUCCUACACCGCAAAUGAGGAAAAUUGGUUUUGGAACUGGUGUGUCUGUGUAUAGUAUGCAGAGGUCGCCGUGCAAUGGGAACGAGAGAUCGCCUUGGGCAGUGAAGAAACUACUGAGGAGCAGCAUGGACAGGAGUUAUGAAAAACGUUUGGACAUUGAAGCAGACCUGUUAAAGAAAUUACAGCACCCGAAUAUAGUAGAAUUCCGUGCUUUUGAGCUGAAUUCGAACGGCAGCAAAUGCCUAGCAAUGGAGAAAUGUGAAAUUUCGUUGGGAGAUUUCUUAGAACGGUGUGAAGCUCCUUUGCCACCUUUUAUUAUUAAAAAAGUUGGUCUUGAUAUAGCAAAUGCAUUGCAUUACUUGCAUUCAGAGUGCAUGAUCUUACAUGGAGACAUCAAGUCGUACAACAUACUUAUCAAAGGUAAUUUUGAAGUUGCAAAAUUAUGUGACUUUGGGGUGGCACAACGCCUCGACGAGAAUGGAAUAAACCCUGAAGACAAUUACAUUGGCACACUUCUGUGGUCAGCUCCAGAGGUACUGCCAAUGGGUUCUGGCCCAACAACCAGUAAGGCUGACAUAUUUUCAUUUGGUCUUGUUCUUUUUGAGAUGAUGACACUUCAUCCGCCCCACAUGGAUGCAGAAUCAUCGUCAUCACCAUCAUCUGGGAAAGGAUCAGAUGGCUGUGGGUCAUCAGGGAGUUCUUUAGAUGACAGCACUGAUGAAAAACUAGGAACGAGACCUGAUUUGCCUUGCUUAAGCCAAGAAUAUGAGCCUAUCAUCCAUUUAUUCAACUGGUGUACAGAACACGAUUUAAAUCUUAGACCCACAGCAGGUGAAGUAAUAGUGUACCUGGAGAAAUGUUGAGGACGCAGUCUUCAAAGUCAAUUCGAUGAGAGGAAUUAUCUUUGAAUUUAUGGGCAAUAUGCUGUUAUUUGGACAACUUGCUGUGAACUUGUUUGUUUACAGUAAAAAAUAUACAUAUAUACAUA
Schistocerca gregaria is the source of this 2036-nucleotide messenger RNA. Its product is annotated as lymphokine-activated killer T-cell-originated protein kinase. Gene Ontology annotation, molecular function: ATP binding; protein serine/threonine kinase activity. The transcript has 6 exons. Bases 1006 to 1911 code for a protein of 301 amino acids. Gene Ontology annotation, biological process: protein phosphorylation. Gene Ontology annotation, cellular component: cytoplasm. Lineage: Eukaryota; Metazoa; Arthropoda; Insecta; Orthoptera; Acrididae. The record is from RefSeq and is a predicted model, not a curated record.